UAAAAGCUCAGUCAGCCGCUGCGUGCACACUAGUGGGCACCGUGCGCUCACUGACUCCUCACGCCGCAAGGAAGCCCACUGCAAACAUGUCGCAGUACGUCCUGGCAGUCCAUCUGCAGGUGCUGCUGGCCGUGCUUCUGGCCGUCUUCUGCUACUGCGUGGUGCUCGCCGUCAUUCUCUGCUGCCGCCGAAAGAAGGCCACGGCCGCGGAGGACAAGGAGGCGUCCGUCACUUGUCCCCGUCCCAGCGAGCGUGUCACCGUGACCUUAACCCCGGCGUUGUGCACCAGGCCCGUCAGGCAGCAGUACGAAGAGCUGGACGGGGACGUGCUGGACUUCACCUCCUCUAAAAGCAGCUCCUCCCCCUCUGAGGACGACCUGAGUGAUCUGCCCUUUGACCCCAGGCCCACCAGGUCGGUCAGUCUGUCCCCUAGCAGCUCAUCGCCGCUGCGCCGCCUCAGCUCUCCGGUUGUUCCAGCAGCAUCCCGUAAAGGUUCCAGUCAUACCAGGGCGUCUUUGCCGUCCCUCACUAAGCUGGUUCCGAAAUCUCGCUGGGCGAAGGGCCGCCGCAGCACCUUGAGCGGUGAAACUCUUACAUCCUGCCAGCAGGGGGCGCCCUCUCCAUUACAGUAUGGCUCUACGGCGUCCUCUGUCCCCGCCAAGGCCACCCCCUUGCUGCACUUCUCCCUGCUUUACUCAGCAUCCGGCACCCUGGUGGUCAGGAUCUUGGGACUGUCGGGGGCCGGUCGGAGGCGCAGCAGCAGGAUGUCGGUGCGGGCCAGCCUGCCGCCUCUCCGCCCCGAGCCCCAGCAUGUGGCCUCCCGACGCCACAGCCUCAGCCCGGAGCUGCAGAGCCAGAGCUUGGAGAUGCAGGUGGGCUCGGUGGAUGAGCUGCGGGGGUGCACGCUGAGACUGGAGGUCUACAGUCGCGACUUCUCCGGCCUGAGGGAGGUGGCGCUGGGGGUGGUGGAGCUGCCCUGUCAGCACCUGGACUGGGAGCCCGACACCACAGCGACCUGCACGCGCCAGCUCAGCCCGACUAAAAGCAAACUCAAGAAGAGUGUGAGCUCUCAGGACACAUCAUCUCGGAGGAAGAGUUCACUUUGCACGUCGCCGCGACCUCUGGGCCAACUCUUUGUGCUGCUUCAGUACCAGUCGCUGGCCCGCCGUGUCAAGGUGAUGGUACGCAAGGCAGAGAACCUGGCCAAGCUGACGCGCAUCCCUGGAGCUCCAGACCACUACGUCGUCAUCAAUCUGCACCACGCUGGCAAAGUCAUUGGCACCAAGGAGACCAAAGGAGCCGGCGGGUGGAACCCCGUUUGGAACGCUCCCUUCUUAUUCGACCUGCCGGCCGGUGACGUCGCUCAGCUGCCGUUGCUGCUCGAGUUCAUCGUCAUGCAGGGUCGCCUCUACACCAAGACCAGCGUUCUGGGUCGCGUGCUGAUCGGCAGCCAUGUUUUGGAGGCGGGGCAAGGACACUGGAAGGACAUGUGCAGCCGAGGGCCGGCAGAGACCGCCCGCUGGCACGACAUCCAAUCAGAUGUUCAGCGUCUGAUAUGAAUGAUUCUGAACUCAUUCAUUCAUUUAUUAUUGUUUCGCGAGAACCACUGUGUCUGAUAUCAGCCGUCCUGAAUCCAUUCAUUUGUUAUUGUCUCACGAGAACCACUGUGUCUGAUAUCAGCCGUCCUGAAUCCAUUCAUUUGUUAUUGUCUCACGAGAACCACUGUGUCUGAUAUCAGCCGUCCUGAAUCCAUUCAUUUAUUAUUGUCUCACGAGAACCACUGUGUCUGAUAUCAGCCGUCCUGAAUCCAUUCAUUUGUUAUUGUCUCACGAGAACCACUGCGUCUGAUAUCAGCUGUCCUGAAU
Molecule: messenger RNA, 1865 nt
Organism: Dunckerocampus dactyliophorus (ringed pipefish)
Lineage: Eukaryota; Metazoa; Chordata; Actinopteri; Syngnathiformes; Syngnathidae
Product: synaptotagmin-5
Exons: 5
Coding region: 87-1559 (490 amino acids)
Biological process (GO): cellular response to calcium ion; vesicle fusion; regulation of dopamine secretion
Cellular component (GO): axon; synapse
Molecular function (GO): calcium-dependent phospholipid binding; clathrin binding; SNARE binding
Source: RefSeq, a predicted model, not a curated record